Corvus hawaiiensis (hawaiian crow) is the source of this 7778-nucleotide messenger RNA. It is a transcript of the gene CDK15, whose product is annotated as cyclin dependent kinase 15. The record is from RefSeq and is a predicted model, not a curated record. Gene Ontology annotation, biological process: protein phosphorylation. Gene Ontology annotation, molecular function: ATP binding; cyclin binding; cyclin-dependent protein serine/threonine kinase activity. Gene Ontology annotation, cellular component: cytoplasm; nucleus; cytosol. The coding region runs from base 90 to 1151 and encodes 353 amino acids. The transcript is spliced from 13 exons. Lineage: Eukaryota; Metazoa; Chordata; Aves; Passeriformes; Corvidae.
ACGUGCUGUGUGUAAGUGCUGUCAGACCAGGAUGCUGCAGCUGCUGUUCCGAGAGAAGAGGCUCCCAACAAAUCCAAGGCCUUCAGCACAUGGAAGCAGUGACUACAGCAGAGCAGAGACAAGCCAUCCCGUUUGGAGCUGCCACAUCCUAUGUACACCUAGAGAAGCUGUGUGAAGGAUCCUGUGCAACUGUGUACAAGGGGAUCAGCAGGAUCAACAGCCAGUUGGUGGCACUGAAAGUGAUCAAGCUGGAGGCAGAGGAGGGAGUGCCCUUUACAGCCAUUCGGGAAGCUUCUCUUCUCAAGUGUUUGAAACAUGCCAACAUCGUACUGCUUCAUGACAUUAUCCAGACCAAGGAGACACUAACAUUUGUCUUUGAGUAUGUGCACACAGAUCUAGCACAGUACAUGGGCCAGCAUCCUGGAGGACUCCAUUAUUGCAAUGUUAUGCUCUUCAUGUUCCAGCUUUUGCGUGGCCUGGCUUACAUCCACCAACAACACAUUCUUCACCGUGAUCUGAAACCCCAGAACUUGCUCAUCAGUUGCCGUGGUGAGCUCAAAUUAGCUGACUUUGGCCUUGCUCGUGCCCAGUCCAUCCCCAGACAGACAUACUCCUCUGAAGUUGUGACACUCUGGUACCGUCCUCCUGAUGUGCUGCUUGGAGCUACAGCUUAUUCUUCUGAUAUAGAUAUCUGGAGUGCAGGCUGUAUAUUUGUGGAAAUGAUCCAGGGUCAGCCAAUAUUUGCAGCAACUUCUGGUACUCAUGAACAGCUGGAGAAGAUCUGGGCGGUGUUGGGGGUCCCAACUGAAGACACCUGGCCAGGACUUUCCAAGCUCCCCAACUAUAACCCAGAACUGGUUGCUUCCAGAAGACCUCAGAGACUCCAAGUUAUCUGUGACAGGAUGAGCAGGGUGCCAGCAGCAGAGAAUUUGGCCUCCAGGAUGCUCACAGCCUUCCCUCCAGGCCGAAUCUCUGCACAAGAUGCGCUUCUUCAUGGCUUCUUCAGCCCUCUGCCUCCUCAGCUCUAUCAGGUUCCUGCUGGACAAUCAGUGCUCACGGUUCCAGGAGUGAGACUGCAACCUGAAAUCUGUGACCUGUUUGCUUCUUACUGGAAAAGCCGUGUCUCAGGAGGUUCAAGCAAGUUUUGGUAGAAAUCAUGGAUGGUUGAAUAAUUCUUUGAAAGCAAUGUCAGAAGGAUUGAUUUGGCAACGAAGAUGUAACAGCACAGUCUGGACACUGGACUUGCAGAAUAUAUUCAGCCAUGUGUCACUUAAUAGAGAGCUCCCUGGACCAGAAGAUCGAUGUACAAACAGGACAGAUGGGGACUGACAAUUGAAAGAAUGUAGAGGCUUAUCCAAGGCUUACAGAGACCUGUCAUUCCUGGGGUAUGCCUACAAUCUCCUUCAACAAAAGAGCUCCUGAGGGAAGGAGGGGAUUAGUCAAAAGUUGAGUGAAGUCUCCAGGGAAGAUGGUUUCUUGGAUAGAGUUGUCAACAAAAGGAAUUGUUUAAGACUAUUUGUUAUAAUUUCCUAGAGGGAGCUUCUGCCAUUACUAACAGGAUUACCAGCAUACUGGUUCCACACCAGCAGAGCAUUAGACAUGUGCAUUGCAGACUGGUUGCUUAGAGCUGAAUUCAGGGGUCUUAUACAGCAUCCCAAAUGUGUGCAGGUGUUGAUGAGCAGAGGGGAGAUGGCAGAGAAUUAAGAUGCAGCCAAAUGCAGUCCAUUUUUGGUCCAGCUGUUGCAGAGAGUCCUGGCUCAUUAAUGAGUUUCCACAGUGUUUUAAUCUCCUUGAUCUCAAGGCUGCUGACAGACUAUGAGAAGACAAGCUAAUCUGAGGUGAGUGCUGAUGGGGAUACAUGGGGAAAUCAGAGACCUCUUUCCCAACUGCAGUUACUGUGAAAUUUCUCACAGAAUUCUUCCUGGAAGAAUUGGGAAAGCAAGUAAUUUACUAUGUUCAAGUACUAAUCUGCUUGGUUUCAGUUAUCUCAGAUACUUUUCUUAGCUCUGGGACAUAGAAACCAGUAGCCUUGGUGUAACCUCACAGCACAUCUGGGAAAAAAGGAAGACAAAGAGAAAUCAUUGAAGUGCAGACAUACAAACCUUCUUGAAUAUUUUUAUUCAUCUGAGUAGUGUCACUGGCAUGACUGGGAGAACUUCUCUGAGCAAGAAUUAUGCAGACCAUUGAGGCACUGGAACAAAACCAGUCAAGGAGCUAUGGGUGGCAGCCAUAGAAACAGCUGAAAGGUGGGCUUUUAGUGUAAGAGAGCUGCAUCUCCGGCCCCACUCCAGUCCAUCGUUUACCAAACACGUUCUGCUUCCUGCCCAGUGAGCAGAUCUGGGCAGGAAGCAGAACAACUGUUUAUGGUCCCCUUUGCCCUUGCUACAGACAUAAUUUCAGGAAUGUAUGGAUUAGCUGCAUUGAAGGGGACAUAGACUAUCUGCAGGCACUGCUCAGUUAAGAGGACAAGAUAAUCCUUAUGUUAUGUUCCUUAAAAUUCUCUGCCUUGAUGAAAAGACAAGCUAUGUCCCAAGUCUUUCUACCUCUGGAUUGCAUGGACCCAGAACUCCCAAACAUCAGCCACUCUCAGUGACCUGACCUCCCUUUGCAAUACUGAACAGAGCAGCUGUAAAUGAUGCCCAAGUUGGGAUAGGGGUGUUCUGCAUUCCUUUUGCAUUCUCGGAGAUGUCUGGACUAAGAGAAGUGAAGAAGCAGGAUCUCCCUUGCCUGCAGUGGGAUGGUUGUGGCUGAAUGUCUGCUCGUAAUUGAGAGCAACUAAAUGCUCAAGAUAUGUUAAAUGAAAGGAUUUGUUAUGCGUGGUCAGUGAGGGAUCAAAUGAUGAGAACUGAGUCACUUUUCCUCAUGGUCUAUCCAGAGCAUCAAUUGUAAAUUUCUUCUGCCCUGGAGCAGUGGGACAGAAUGGCUUUGCUGUUUUACAUAGUUGCUACCCCAUAAUGGCCAUGCCAUUGCUAAAUUUAGCCAUAUGCUAAAUUGCCAAAGAGUCAAAUGAUACCUUUUAAUUCUGUAUCUAGAGGGGCAGAAAGCCAGGAAGACCCUGGAUAUGCUGCAACCCAGCAGUCUUCUGUUCAUGAGCUCAACAUUGUAGGCCCAAUGCCUAAAACAUGCCAGAUCAGAGAGAAACAGAUUCCGAACCACUCCUCUCCUCAACUAAUGGGAACACUAUUUACAUCAGGAGUACUGAUCUCAGUAGAUUUUCCAUACCCUGGCCUGCACAAUCUCAGGGGCAACAGCUCUCAGGGAAAAUGGUUGUAGUGUUGUAAUGAGUCAGAAAGAAUAGGUAACAAGAAACACAUCUGAAUUCAUGUACCAAGUUAGUGCCACCCAAAAAGGCAGUUCUGCUUCCCCCAUUCCCCUCCCUGCUUCAAGCUUUACAGUCUUUCUCUUUUUCUCCUGGCACCUUUGUAAGCCCUUGAAGAACUGAUUUAGUUCACUAAACAGAUGGAAAACGAUGAACUCUUUUUGCUGAGUUAGUUUUUCUUUGUUUUGUGAGCUGAAUCAGAUUAUGCAAGGAGAAAAGUACCUGACUUCAUUCAUGGAUUAGUGUGGAGUAGGAAAGGAGGAGGUGGAAAAAUCCAUAAAGCUCAUAUUCUCUUAUCUCCAACCGGCUCACAUCUAGUUCCUGUGGGGUGAUCAUCCCCUGUCACAUUUGAAUGUCUAAUGUUUUGAGAUAAUAAUUGAAUGGGUUCUGGCAAGUAAGUGCUCAAUACUGCUGUCAUUUAUGUGGGCCCAUCUCAAAUCCAUGUGUUUGCUGUUGAACACCUCACAAAAAAUCCCAGACAUUGGCAGAGAGGUGUAGGACCGACCUUUCCUUUUUUUCCCCCAGAAAAUACUUUCUUUUGGCAGGAGUAGGAUGCUUUGGUAAAGCAAGUGAGAGUUUAUAAAGUGCAUGUAAAUAGAGAUCAUUGUGCUUAAGGGUCAUCAAACUGUUUCUUCUCACCACCUAGUAAAAAACCAAAACCAAAUCUGAGGUUUUUGAGAAAUCCUUUAACAUCCUCCUUUAUGUAAAGAGAAUUUAACAUCAGACUUAAAUAUUUGCUUUAAAAACAUCUUGAAGUAAAUGAAAUAACUUCUUUCCCAGGCCAGGAUUCUGUUUUGUUUCAGCCUGGAGCAAGUUUGUUGGCCGAAUUAUAUAUGCCCAAGGAAAGAUCCAAGGGCUUUAAAACUUGCAAACCCCUGUCUGUAAUGGUGCAAGUGGGCAAUGCUCUUUAAAGUGUGUGUGUGGGAGGAAAGUGCCAGGAAAAUCCCCCUCACAAGCCAGAACUGCAUUUGGGGAGCCCAGAUGAAAGCUCUGAUGCAGGUCAUGUGACAGGUGUCACUUCAGUAAUGAUAUUGGGGCAGAGAUAAAAGUCUUUGCCGGCUGGUCAUGUGACAUCGCUUCAUUACUGGCACAGCAGGUGGUCGGAGAGACUCAAUGCCUUUUUUUUAUUAUUUUUUAAUUUUUUUUAUUCUGUGAUAAUGAGAAAAUGUUUAAACUUCCAUCCCUGUGUUUAAACACUUCUUCAUGCUGACAGCAGCAGGAGAUCCCUUGAUCAGCUGUCAGAUGGGAAAGUGCAAUUUUUCUGGAAAGUAAACAGUGUGUUUGCCAGUUGGAAAUCAUUUUCUGUUUGUUGGGACUGCUAGUCGUGGUGUGAUGGAGCCAUGUCACAGCAUCUGACAACUCGGGAGUGGGGAAUAGAAAACAGGCUGAGAAAUGGGGGUUAGACUCUGCCUCGGAUAACAGGAGCUUGAGAUUUUUGACACUUCGUUGUUGUUAUUGUGUGGAAAAAACCCACAACUUACGGGUUGCCAUGAAACUUUUAAAGCAGCAGCUCAGUGUCAGCGUAGAUGUGUGGGAUCUCCUAAAAGAAGCUCCUGCAUUUUAAUAGAAACUUUCCUGGGAGAAAAGCAAAAAGGACACAAAGGAACUGAGUAGGUGUGGAGAUGCGUGGGGUUGAAGGUGGUCAGAUCUCAUUCCUGGCUUGCAAGAAGAAACAAAAAAAAGCCUUCUUGUUAGAAACUUUACAUGGUUCUGAUGUUACAUAGGCUUGGGUAACCCACUGGGAGUUUCAGGUAAGAAAAGGAAGGCAAAUGUGGUCACAGGGUCAUGCCAGAGAGCUCAACCCCACCCUGAGCCUAGCUGAAAUCAGAGGUGUUACAGUCUCCUUUGGAAGUACCCUGGAACCCAACGAAGUUAAGUUUAAAUGCUAACUACAUUUUAAAAAAAUUUUCCUGUUAGGCAUAUACCUUCUCAAAGUCAAUUCCUGUCGAGAAAAAGGAGAUACAGAUAUUAUACACAUAAUUCUAAUUAAAAUUAGGGUUUGAAUGUGCAUAUGCAGAGCCAUACACAACAUUUUUCCUAGGCAGACACAGACAACACCUUAUACGCAGAAUCAACAAAUCAACCUGGUUUCAACACUGGGAAAGUUAAUUACUCAGAGCACGGCUCGAAUCACAUCAAAAAUAUGCUCAGCAGUUAUGUUACAUGAAAUCCUUGGUAGCCUCCCAACAAAUGCUUUCCUCUGCUGGCUGCACUGCAGCAUUCUGCCUCUUCCUAAAGAUCCCCAAUAAAAGCUUCCUGCCUGUUACAUUUCAUGAAGUCCUGGCUCCUUAAAUGUGAAACUUCGAGGCCGGUAGCUCACCCGCACCCCAAAAGCCCUGGAGCCGGUGAGUUGGCUUCAGUGCCCGGCUGCAGCUCUGCUGAGGCCGGUGGGGCUGGGGGCGGCUGCCUGGCUGCAAUCAGGGGCUGGGCCCGACCAGCAGCAAAAACCAUCCCAAGCGAAAAGAUCAGAUCAGAAUCUGGCCCGUUGUUAGCAGUCAUUAAAAAACAUUGCACUUUUAAUAGGAGCUUAUUCAAUUAGCAGACUAACAGGCUCCAUCAGAUAAGCUGGGGAUUUCCCUGGGAAUCUGAGUCACAUACGCUGAAGCUGCUCUGUGCUGUAUGGUUAACCCUCUCCAUGCAGAAACAGCAUGAAGAGGCCAAAUCCCAGGAAUGGGCUUAUUUUUGGGUUUUUAAGGGAGAAGAAGAAGCCCUCCGCUGUGCCUUGAAGCCCCCGGAGGUGCCAGUGCCGAGUGAGUCACACAUGCUGGAAGGACCCAGGAGGAUCAUGGCACCGAACUCACUGCUGCAGACAGGAGACUCGCCUGAUCUCCGAUAAACACGCUGACAUUUGGCAGCCUGACAGCUUCACAGUCCCAAAAGAGGCUUCCUAAUUAGAGCCUGGGUGAGAAAUAAUCCACAACUUGAAGUUUGUCUCUAGCUUCCUUGCUGUACUUUUUUUCUCCUCCCUUUUUGUGCCUUUUUUCCCUUUUCAGUGUUUUCUCUCACACAUUCUCAAUACACCCCCUCCCCGCAGGCGGAAGCUGUUUGAAACACCAAGCAGGAUAAAGGGUCACUUUUGCCUGUCCUCUUAGCUCAGAACAGCUCCCAGCAAAAGCACCCCUCUUACAUUCCAGCGUUGCCCUUGAAGGAGAUGGGGAGAUAAGGCAGGGGAAAGGACAGUACAUGGUGAAGUUUAUAAUGAGGCAAAGUGAAACCGGUCUGGAAGAAAACCAAGCCAGUCACAUUCAUUCCUAGUCAAACAAGUAGGGCAAAACCAGUGCUCCUGGCAGCAGGAAAACAGGGACUCUGGGGCUUUGGGUCUGGAUCCAACCCUGAACUUUGCUUUCCUCUUCAGCCCCAAACAGCAAGUCACGGCAUCCUGAGCCUUUCAGCUGGAGCCAGGAUCUGAAUUUAGCAUUGCCUUCAAAAUGUACAGUACCACGAUGCUGCUGUAUCAUAGUAAGACAUUCAACCAGCUGGUCAUAUGAUGAAAUAAAUACUUUUAGAGAUACGUACUGCUGCACAGCCUGACCUUUUAAAGGUAAAUCAUAUGCUACUCAUUUACCCCAUCACAUGUAUGUUCUCUGAAUAGUUCCAGAACAGUUCUUCAAAUACAAUAACAUAUGAAAUUGAGAUUAUAUCAAUAUUGGCUAAGACAAGUAUGACUCUUUUACCAUAUUUAUCUCCUAGAGGAUUAUUUGCUGAUAGUGGGAUUGACGGUUCUCUUUUUAAUAUUCCAGUCUUUUCCAGGGUAGUGAGACAAGGUAGCAAGGCUCUUAAAAUACAAGUAAUUGUAUACACUGCAACAGCUUGGAUACAGAUACAAACAUCAGAAUUCACUUUUUAUAAGAGGGUUACUCUCCCACACUGUCCUACUCAGUGAAUACCAUUUUCCCUGGAUAGCCACCAGAAACAGGCAGAAACUUGGGAUUCUCCAUUCUUGGCCAUACAUUACAUCAGACAGCUCUGUAUGUUACCAGUCAGCAGGAUUCAAGAUGAUGACAUGGGAAAAAUACCUACAGAUAGUUGACCAUUAGCUCUCUCCAAAGCAAAGAGAUUUCAUUCAAAUAUGCAGUUGAAGCUGUUUCCAGGACAAACAUAUUCAAUGCUGAGAUACACUGCAAGAUCUCCAUCUAACAUCACUAGAGUUCAAAAUGAGUCCUACCCAGAGAACUGUGGGUCCUUGGGGAGUACCUUUCCUUGAAGUUUGACUUUGGGGGCUUGAUUAUGAUUGCUGAUGUCCAAGUGCUUCAUGUGUUGCAGAUGUCUAUGUAUGGUGCAGCUGUGAGAAAAGAACUGUGGUCCUACACCUCUGUACUAGGGAGAACCACCCUGCACUAGGACCAAAAAAGGACCAUAUCAUCAUCCUCACCUGUAACGUCUGUACUGCUGCAAUACUGAGGCUGAGAAAAUUGCUUAUCAAAAUGGUAUUUCCAAUAAACAGAUGUUUGUGAAGUAA